CGUUCGCGCUGCCGCGCACCCAGCACAGCGAGAACAGAGCAGGGCGAAAAAUCCAGCGAAAGCUAGUCCAGACUGAGCUUCCUGACCCGAACGCAUUUAGUAGAGGAAGUUGUCUCCUAACAGACCGACGUGCACGGAGAGGUGGGAUUUUUUUUUCUUUUUUUGCACAACUGCACCGUAUUUGCACGGCUAGGCGGCUGAAGUUUUGUGUAAUUCGGGACCGUCUCCGUUGUGAGUUGCAGCGGGGAGCAGCAGUAACCACACCACGUCGUGCCACACGGGGAGGAGAGGAGAGAGGGCAGAAGUUUCCGCUGGCUUGUUUUGUCACUGCGGGGCUGGUUAAAUCCGCAGGAAUGUCGCAGAAGGAGAGACCCACUUUCUAUCGACAGGAGCUCAACAAAACCGUGUGGGAGGUCCCGGAGCGGUACCAGAACUUAUCUCCCGUCGGCUCCGGCGCUUACGGAUCCGUAUGUUCAGCGUAUGAUGUGAAGACGGGCCUGAAGGUAGCAGUGAAGAAGUUGUCCAGACCCUUCCAGUCCAUCAUCCACGCAAAGAGAACCUACAGAGAGCUGCGGCUGCUCAAGCACAUGAAGCACGAGAAUGUGAUCGGCCUAUUAGAUGUUUUCACACCGGCAACAAGCUUAGAAGAGUUCAAUGAUGUGUACUUGGUGACCCACCUAAUGGGGGCAGACCUCAACAACAUUGUCAAGUGUCAGAAGCUGACCGACGACCACGUUCAGUUCCUCAUCUACCAGAUUCUCAGAGGCUUAAAGUACAUCCAUUCUGCAGAUAUCAUCCACAGAGACUUGAAGCCCAGUAAUCUGGCUGUGAAUGAAGACUGUGAGCUCAAGGUGAGAAGUAGUCAACUUAAAACAAUGUUCACUGUAUAUGAUUUAGUUAGGUGCUCAUUAAAGUAUGUUGUUCCUUUAAUUCUCUUACUCUUUUAUGAACACGUCCCUUUGUCUGUCAGAUCCUGGACUUUCGGUUUGGCACGGCACACAGAUGAUGAGAUGACAGGCUACGUAGCCACUCGGUGGUACCGAGCCCCAGAAAUCAUGCUCAACUGGAUGCACUACAACAUGACAGUGGAUAUCUGGUCAGUGGGCUGCAUCAUGGCUGAACUACUCACUGGACGGACGCUCUUCCCUGGUACAGACCACAUUGAUCAGUUGAAGCUUAUAAUGAUGCUCGUCGGAACCCCAGGGCCCGAGCUCUUGAUGAAAAUCUCUUCGGAGUCAGCGAGGAACUACAUAAAUUCACUUCAACACAUGCCCAAGAGAAACUUUGCUGAUGUGUUUAUUGGUGCCAACCCUCUUGCGGUGGACUUGCUGGAGAAAAUGCUGGUGUUGGACACAGACAAGCGGAUCACAGCAUCUGAGGCUCUCGCCCACCCGUAUUUUGCCCAGUACCACGAUCCAGACGACGAACCCGAAGCAGAGCCGUAUGACCAGAGCUUUGAAAGCCGUGAGCUGGAGAUUGAGGAGUGGAAGAAAUUAACCUACGAGGAGGUACUCAGCUUUGUGCCGCCAUCGUUUGACGGAGACGAGAUGGAGUCCUGAGGAGAAGGCACCUUUUCUUCCAUCUUUUGUUUUCCAAGAGACACUCUUUAAGGACUAUCAGUCUAAUGUGACUAUCCUCCACUAUCCUCACACACGCGCACAACCAUGACAUUCAAGUGCCUGCCGUCAUUCAUCUCUGGGGGACGCUUUGAUAUCAGGGAGAAAAGUCUACAUCCUGUUCAUCCCGUCCCCCCACUUUGCUGUUUUUGUUACCUUGCAACCCAAAUGUGCUGAGGCAGACUUUAUUCCUCCUUUUAUUUUUAGUGAGUUUUUACCUCUACAGACAUUUAUUGUUUAUAUUGUGCCCCUUCUGUCAUUCAGAAAACUAGAAAUUACAUGUCAGUAUCUUAAAGCAAAUUGGAGAAACUGAACUGCUGAUAUGUAUUUUAUAAAAUUCUAUUACUUAGCAGUAAUUAGUACUAUAGGAAAAGUCUGAAACCAUGAUGUGUCCAAAGUUAAUCUUUUCUCCACACAUUAAAUUAAAUGUUAUUUCUAUCGGUGCACAGAACUGUGUAAAUAUGGCAGAAAACAGUAUUUGUAUAGAAGAACUUUAGGCAAAACAGUUACCAUAUGUGUGUAAUAGUCAUCAUUUGCUGAGACACACCUCAGUUGACCCCUCUGACAGUAUAAAUUUUAUUACUAUAAUUUAGCCUGAAAUGGCGUAUAAAAAGAUACAAUAUGUAAAUUAUUACAAGUAUGUACAGAAUAGACUAUCAAAUGUAAAAUAUUCACCUCUAAAGGAACAUUCAAAGCUUCGUGUUUCUUAUUGAAAUAUGAAACUUUGUGUCCAGAAUUGCCAGAAAUAUGAGUGUGAGGAGUAUGGCUUAUGUAUCACCCAUUUAACAUUUUGUUUGAUUUCCACUCCUUUCCUCCAUAUCUUCUUUUAGCACUUCUGUUUUGUUGUUUCAGAAGAAUGUUUUAGCAAGAUAGUCACCUACAGGACCACUUCAGCAUGAUGAAGCCAGAUUAGGCUUAGUAGUUUAUUGAAAUUUGAUGUUUUCCAUUACAACAUCAACUGACAAUGUAAUUUAAUCAUAUUGCAUUUAUAAAACACAGUACUAUUAAUGUUUAUUGAAUGUUUGGGGCAUUGGUUUGCCCUGUAUUUAUGAUCUUUUGUUAUGUUGUUUGUAUAUCAAUGUAAAAGAGAAUAUUAUUUGUCAGAAUUUAAGGUUCUUUUUAUUAUUUAUGGACAGCUUACUGUAUCAGAAACCAAAUGUAUCAUCAAUAAUCUCAUACGUCAGUCGAGCCACGGUGACUGCAGUUACAGCUUGUGUAUCAGAGCCAACAAUGUUAUUAACUUGUUGUUGGUGACCAUAUCAGUUUAAAUCAAUUUGUCAAACUCUGAUCAUCUCGUUUCUCUUUAGUUCUGACUUUUUAAAGACUUGCUGAAAAUGUAUUUAUCUUAUUGUGUUCCCUAAGGUACUGCCUUCCAAAAUUAUCCUAUUUAAAAAAAAGGCAAUAGAAAAUGCAUCCAGAAAUCCAAGAAAAUUAAGUAUUAUAAGUAAGUCAGCAUAAAUUGACUGACAAACCAUUCAACUGUAGACUUAACAAAAUAUAAUUUCCUCUGUGUGAACCAUUUUAGAAAUCAAACAACACUCACAUGUGACAUACAAGCUAUAUCCACAGUUGCUCUGGCUAAUAUCAACCAAAUGUUAUCAGUGUCUUCACAAUUUCAUUCGCAACAACUUUCAUGUAACUGCGUUUUCAUGUAGUCCUUUUUCUAAUGUAUUAUUUUAUUAUUUUGUGUGUUAAAUCAAGAUUUGAUGUUAUUUGGUAAUUCUGUAAUAUUGAUUGUUUUUAUGAGCAAUGCUAGAACCAUAUUUGUCAUGCAUUUGAAUAAUUUAGUAGGGCACAUGUUUGUGGAAAAGAGUGUACGUUUACUCACUGGAUGCUGAAGCCUCAUACUUUGUCAUGUCAUUUUAAAACAACUGCAUCUGUUGGAUAGGAUGUUUAUCUUAUCCUCUCCAUAUCCCAUUGUCAGCAGUUAAUUUGGUUAUUGGUUAUGCUUUCUUUGCCUGAGAUGUGUUCAUAUCUUUUUACUUUGUUCUUUAUCACAUGUACCUAGACAGCAGGCCACGCCACCUGUAAAUACCACCAUUAGAAAAUAAAGACUACUAUUUUUCAAACCUGUAA
Molecule: messenger RNA, 3692 nt
Organism: Lates calcarifer (barramundi perch)
Lineage: Eukaryota; Metazoa; Chordata; Actinopteri; Centropomidae
Gene: mapk14b
Product: mitogen-activated protein kinase 14b
Exons: 11
Coding region: 354-1559 (401 amino acids)
Biological process (GO): intracellular signal transduction; protein phosphorylation
Cellular component (GO): nucleus; cytoplasm
Molecular function (GO): MAP kinase activity; ATP binding
Source: RefSeq, a predicted model, not a curated record